GCUCAAGCUCAUGAUUAGUUAGGAAGAAUGAAAUCGAUUACAGAAAGCAUCAUAUUGCCUGUCAGGAACAAAGCCAGUUUCUACAGACAGGCUCUUAAAUCGCUCCUUUGUCACCUCUGGGAUGCUUACUCCACGCCCUCUCCGGCCGGCAGAGACGUCCUCGCCCUGCUGUCUCUCUGCCUCACUCUCUCCGUCGUCACCGGAGGCCUGCUUCACCGCUGGCUGUCCGGGACUCUCAGGUACGACCACGACGCGUCGGUCCAGACCGCCUGCGUCUACAGCGCGGCCCUGUUUCUGGCCUCCUUCCUGUGCCACCCCCUGCGCUGCGUGCUCACCAUGACUCUGCCCACCGUCUGCACCAAACAGGGCCGCAAACUCCUCGCCUCGGCCUCGGUCAUGGUCCUAGUGCUGAACGUCAUCCCCAACAUCACGGUGAACGUCGGCGCCGUGUCUCGCAUCCUGAAGUGCAGCGCCGAAGGCUUCACGAAGACUUUGCUGAACUCAUCCGAACUCUUGAACAAAGCCAAGCGGGACGUUGUCGAAGCAGCGAUCAAAGUAAAGAGAGAAGACCUGAGCAUCGUCAACAACUUGAGGACUUUAGAUCAUUCCACUAAAGUUGACGUGUCCGAGGUUAAAAGCAGGUUCACUGAGAUGAUCGGGCAGAUUGAGGCCAACUUCUCGCACGCCAGGAACCUGCUGAAAGAAUACAAGCUGCUGUCAAACCGAAUCCUCGCUGCCAUUUUUGUGGCGUUACUGAUUCUCGAAUCGGCACGCUACUUGAAAUCUUACCUGACAUCGGUUCAGUUCGACAACAUCCACGUCUCCAAAGAGCUCCUGCUAAGAAGACCUCAUGCUGGCUUUGGGAAGCCAGCUAAAAAUAAAACCUGCUCCUCAAGUUGUAAAAUAACAAGCCAGGAGUGCACCUCCUCUUUCAUAGCUCUGAUUGUGGUGACGUUACAUUUCGCUGCCAUCACCUUCGUUGUGAUUUUGGAUCACGUUGUGUAUUACAUAGUUCAGAUGAUCGUGCCGUGGUUGCAGGAGUUUCCACCUACAUCUGCCGUUAUAAGCGUCGACUACAAGGUUAAAUGGUUCCCCCCUGCGUUUUGCAUUAUCCCGCAGUCGUGCGUCAGGCGGGAGUUAACGAACUUCCAGGGGGAUUACACGUGGGACUUCAGCCCCGAGCCGUCGUCCUGCAAUGUAACAACUUCAGCUCCCAGCUCGGGAGUCACCCUCCUGCUGGGAUGUCUCUGGCUGAUGAGCUACUUUCUGGUGUUCCUUGAAGUUUAUGCCAGACGGCUGCGCAGAAAAAUCUCCGCUUCCUUCUUCAGAAAGCAGGAGGAGAGGAGAACGGCCCAUUUGAUGAGGAAAAUACAAGUGUGGCAGAAUCGAGAUGAGGAGAAGACGGCGGUUACUCUUGAUAUUUGUGUUUCUGACUGAAAUGUCUCAGCUGAACAUAAAACAAAGGGCGUGCCCUCCGUGUUCGGUGGUGUGUUUGUUUGGACAAUGCUUUCUAACAUUAAAUCUUUUACUGCUGAAUGUUUAAAUAUUGAUUUAAAAAAAACUAAUUUUAUGACAUUUAGUGACAGAAAGAAAGAUAUUUUUGACUGGUUUCAUAUUGAUGGUGUUGAAAAUUUUGGGACGUGAUGACUGAUGAUGAGAUUAACUGAAAAUCACAUGGAAACUUAAUAUUGAAAAUAACAACAAAAAAACAUUGCUGCAUUUCCCAGAAGCAAGGGAUAUUCUAAAUAAUAAUAGACUUAUCAGGAAUAAUGAUUAUAGAGAUGUGCAGGCACAUCAUUAACACAAUCAAUUUUCAUUUUGAAUAAGAGCCAAAAGAAUCAUCAGUAGAGGACAAUAGACCACUUAGUGGAGGGUUGUUAAAAAAAAUACAUAAACAAAACAAUUUUCCCUGUAAACAGCCAGGGAAAUGUCAACAGAGAAAUCCCUUACAGUUUAAAAUUUAAAUACAUUCUAAAAUACAUAAGAGAUCAUUUGUGACACAAUUUAAAUGACGAAGGAUGUAUGUUCUCUGGUAUAUGUGCCGUUAUCAUAAAUUGGAAAAAAAAAAAUCUGCAUGCUGGACCUGCAUGCUCUGUGGUUGUUUACGUUUUUAUGUACAGAUGAUAGAAAACA
Molecule: messenger RNA, 2133 nt
Organism: Salarias fasciatus (jewelled blenny)
Lineage: Eukaryota; Metazoa; Chordata; Actinopteri; Blenniiformes; Blenniidae
Gene: ocstamp
Product: osteoclast stimulatory transmembrane protein
Exons: 3
Coding region: 28-1437 (469 amino acids)
Cellular component (GO): membrane
Source: RefSeq, a predicted model, not a curated record